AUAUCAUGUAAAUGGCACCAUUGAAAAGCAUAAGGCACGUCUUAUUGCCAAAGGCUUCCACCAACAACCCGGCAUCAAUUUCUCCGACACCUUCUCCCCUGUUGUGAAACCCAUCACUCAAGCUGCUCCUGCGUCUUUUCCUCGGAUCUCGAUCAUUUCCAUUUCUUCUUCUUCCUCAGCUUUAAAACUCUGUUGUUCUUGAGUUGUUUUAUCGAUCUCUUUCAAGUCUAUUUCUUCUCUUGCUACUCUUCUAAUUGCACAUCAUGUUUUUUGCAUUCCUCGCUGCAGGAUCCUUUAGCAUCAUCUUACUUCUACCAUGAGAAAUUCGAACCAGGCGGAAAUUCCCAUGGAAGGAAGAAUUCAAACUGGAAGACGCCAUGCUAUGAAAAGCUGCAGGAACUGAUAAAGAAGCGGUUUAGUGCAUCAGAUAAUCAAAUUCAAAUUGGCCUUAUUGAAGAUACCAUGAGUCAUGAGUUGUACAAUGCUGUUCGUAAUAAUAAGAAUGAUGUAAAUCAUUUUUUGGAUGUUUUAGAGCAAGUAUGUAGAGAGAAACAAAUUGAUUGUUCCACUGUUUUGCAUCAAGCCACUCCUAUGGGUGAUUCUUUGCUUCAUGUUGCGGCUGAAUAUGGGAGAGAAAGGAUCGCAGAGCUGCUUGUCGAUAACAAUUUUCGCUAGUGGUGACAAACAAUAGGAAAGACACUGCGAUUCAUGUUGCCGCAAGAGCUAAGAAUAUUGGAGUGGAGAGUCAUCUUGUCCAAAUUUGACGAUGCUAGCAGUAAGGAUGACUUUAUUAUGUUGCCAAAUAAACUUGGGAGGAGAGCCUUGCAUGAAGCUAUCCUCAGCAAAUAUCUUGAAGGGCUGAAUUUCCUUUUAAGUGAACAAAGUGAAAGUACUUGGCCCCUCUAUUGGGACACUCACCCAGCUGAAUCACCAAUAUAUGUGGCUGUACAGGUGAGGGAUGUGAGAAUUCUUCAUCGUCUUUUGCAGAUUCCGUUUCCCUCAGGCCGGGUCAUUCAUAAGAGCCGUGGGAACUCCCCAUUCAUGCUGCCAUAUCAGAAAGCAAUAUUGGUAUGUACAUGUGUGUGAUGCCAAAUUCAUUAAUAAAAGCUUUCUUGAAGAAUAUAGUACAUGAAAAAGAGGGGCUGAUGUAUUUUAGAGAUGAACACCGAAAUACCCCUCUUCAUUAUGCAGCAUACAUUGGUUAUGUGGAAGGUGUUCGUGAACUUCUGAACAAAUCUAAUCUUGUUGCCUUUCAACGAAACUCAAAUGGCGAUCUUCCAAUUCACAUUGCUUUCCAAAGUAGCCGUGUUCAGGUGGUUAAACAACUGCUUCGAGUAGAAUGUCCUUAUACCAGAUUCUGGCUCAAUAAUAAAGGUCAAAACAUUUUACACAUUGCAGCAGAGAAUCGACAAAACAAAAUGGUAAGGUUCCUAUUAAAACACUCAAAUAUCCAUCCUGAAAAUGUGAAUGAGAAAGACCUAGAUGGAGAUGCGCCAUUGCAUUUAGCUUCAAGAAAACUGUAUCUUUGGACGCUACUCCAUCUAUCACGAGAUAAAAGGACAGAUGCGAACCUUGUAAACGACAAAGGCUUAAACGCUAGAGAUAUUGUUCUGAUGCAGGCUAAACAUCCAAUGACACGUCAAGAGUUUCGAGCAAGUAUGAUUUUAAGAACAGCAAGUGUCCCCCUUAGAAAGGAUAUGUUGGGAGUACAACGCAUAGCCAAUGCAGAAUGGAAUGUUAAGGAUGCAGCCAACACACUCAUCCUUGUGGCUGUACUUAUAGCAACAGUGACAUUUGCAGCUGGUUUCACAGUACCAGGUGGGUUUUACUCUUCUGAUGAUCCAGUACCUAAGAACAGAGGCAUGGCAGUGUUGGCUGAUAAAAAACUAUUCAAAGUAUUCAUGGCUUUCAACACGAUCUCUAUGUAUAGCUCCAUUUUCAGUUCUAUUAUUCUUCUAUGGAUGCAUCUAGGUGAUCGUCGUUACGCAAUACGAGCUUAUUUUCUUGCUAGGCUUUUUGUGCACUUGGCUCUUGGAACGAUGCCGGUGGCAUUUAUGGCUGCCAUACAUUUGGUUGUGGGCAAUAACGCUUCGCUUGGAGAUCUUGUAAAAGUCAUUUCAUUCAUCUUCAUUUCCUUUAUCCUACUUCUUCUCGUUUUAGGAUAUUUCCCUCCUGGAAAUCGCAUUCCGCUUCUUCGUCAGAUUGGAGAACUUAUUUUUUUGAUUGGUCUUAUUUUAUUUUAUGGACCUGCGGAUAGGCCUUAUGAAGCUCGUGAUGUCGACCAAUUGAACCCGGUAUAUGGGAGUUCUUGGUGCCGAUGAACACCCCUAAAUUUCGUAUGAUGACGACACAGGUGUUGUUAUCCCUUAAAUGUCACAAAGCUUGAAGAAGGAAAUGAAGAUGAAAUGUGACUUGAUUUGGAUGUAUUGCACGUGUGUAUUGGCUUGACACAUUAGUGUUGUGAUUUAAAAACAAUCAAUAUAUUUAAGAUGCAGGAGUCUUGUUUAUCUUUUUGUAAUAAAGAAAUGAUGAUGGAUUGGCCUUGCCCAUGUGUAAUUUAUUUUCAGGUUGGGGCUAGUCAUGAACUCCAUCUGUUAUUAGGUCAAGUACAUUUAUUUCUCUUGGGCCAAUAGUAAAGUCCAUCUAUCUAAAUGUAUUUCUGGUCCCAAAAAAAAUCCAUCAAAAUCUGAGCUUUUAGUCC
Messenger RNA from Prosopis cineraria, 2701 nucleotides. Its product is annotated as protein ACCELERATED CELL DEATH 6-like. The coding region runs from base 1071 to 2321 and encodes 416 amino acids. Gene Ontology annotation, cellular component: plasma membrane. The record is from RefSeq and is a predicted model, not a curated record. NCBI's taxonomy places the organism in Eukaryota, Viridiplantae, Streptophyta, Magnoliopsida, Fabales, Fabaceae. The transcript is spliced from 4 exons. Gene Ontology annotation, molecular function: protein phosphatase 1 binding; protein phosphatase regulator activity.